AAAAUAUUAAUAUAACCCUUUAACCCCUAAUUACUAUCGGAAGUACAGAUGUAGUUGAAAUUCAAAAGUUUCUAUAAAUUUCUUUAGAGAACGAAAUUUAUUACUAUCUAAAAACUACUAUGGAACAUCUUUUCGGAUUCUUGACUAUUUAACGGUGUUCUGUUUUCAAAAACCUUCAUUUAACUAAUAUUUUAAAACGAGCAAUUUCAUUCGCGCGUCAAGGGUCUGCAAUAAAGAUUAAAAAAAACACUGCAAUACUAUUUCGUAGGUGUAUUAUUACGACACUGCAGUCUAGGUUUUUCCAUUCUUGCGAUUGUAAUCUUCUAACAGUGAAUGGUCAUUAAAACGAAAAACUUAUCUUUUGGCUUGCAAAUAAAAUCGUACCACAUUUAAAAAUUUUCUGUAUUAAUAAUUGUACUUAAACACUUUCCAUAAACAUUGUACCUACGAGAAAUGAUAUACCACAUGUUUUUCAUAAAUAGCAUGUCCCGUCUGCACCUCUGAUGCUUUCAGUUUGAGAGAAACAGAAAAAUAUGGCAAACUGGACCAAAAAGCGACGUCUGGCUUGUGAGCCUGUUGUAGCAGAGGAAUAUCCAUUACUCGAAGUAAUAACAGAUAUGUUUUGCUGGGGUAGUAAUAUAAGCGGGGAACUGGGUUUAGGUGAUAUCGAGGAUAAGAAUAUUUUAACACCCCGUGAAAUAAACUUUAAAACAGCAGGGGAAAUUGAACAAAUUGCGUGUGGUGAAAAUUAUACGAUAGUUAUUACCCGUGAUGGCCAAAUAUAUUCAUGUGGAACAAAUGAUUCUGGACAACUCGGCCAUAAGGGAAGUAAAAGAUUGCAGUUGGUACCUGACUUGGAUGCAUUUGUAUUUAAAAAGGCAGCUUGUGGCGAGCACCACACGGUAGUAGUAAAUGAAUGGGGGCAGCUGUUUAGUUGGGGAUUUAACGGAGAAAGCCAGCUAGGUUUAUAUCCAAAAAAUAUUAUCGAGUGUACGCCGUGUAUGGUAAAGGCACUUGGUACUAGCGUAAUUGUGCAAAUAGCUUGCGGCGCGAAACAUACGCUCGCGUUGACAAACAAUGGUGAAUUAUACAGUUGGGGUUCUAAUAACAAAGGGCAACUUGGUUUGGAUUCUCACAUUAUAACCCGUAUAAAGCCUAAACUUGUAAGUAGUCUAGUCGGUGUGCCUAUUGCUUUUAUUGCCUGCGGAUGGUAUCACAGCAUAGCCAUAUCAAAAUCAGGAGCUAUAUUCGGCUGGGGCAAAAAUACGUUUGGUCAAUUGGGGCUAAACAACACACAGGACACAUACAUUCCUUGCCAGUUGCAAACCUUACAAAAUGCAAAAGUAUGUUACGCAGCGUGUGGCGAAGAAUUUUCUGUAUUUUUGACAUUGGAUGGUGGAGUAUUCACAUGCGGAGCAGGAAUGUAUGGUCAGUUGGGACAUGGAAAUAGCUCGAAUGAAAUUUUGCCUCGUCAAGUUAUGGAACUUAUGGGUAGCACAGUUACACAGAUCUCGUGCGGUAAAAGUCACACAUUGGCACUGGUGCCAUCCCGUGGUAGAAUUUACGCAUGGGGUGUGAGCAGGUCAGGACAAUUGGGCUAUGGUUUAACACGUAGCGUAGCCACUCCACAGGUAGUACACGGACCAUGGGUUGCCCCUAAUGGCACUGCAAUGAUCGAUCUUGACAAGGAAUUCAGUUUCUCCAGCAUCGACUGUAUAGUUACACAUAUUUUUACUGGUGGCGAUCACUGUUUUGCAACCGUAAUUCCACGGAAGGAUAAUGUAAAACCAGAUGACUGUAGAAUAUUAGGAUCCUCUUAUCGAAUUCUUGAAAUAAACGAGGAACAAUUAAUGGCAUGUCAGAGAGUCCCACCAAGCUCGCCCAUUGAUCAUGACCUUAUGAUAUAUUUAGAGACUGUAUUUAAGAGUCAAGCAUGUUUGAAUGGAUCAUUUUUGCUUAACGAUAACCACUAUGGAUGCUCAAGUAAACAACACGGACUGGAUCUGAAUCGAGCGAGUAGAUCAUUUGGAAUUAUUAGGGAAUUGGAUAACAACACGAUUCAAGAACUGAUAUUUACUUGCAUAUCAGAGAGCUUGAUUCCAUCCUGCGCUAGUUUACCAUCUAGCGUAUAUUGUCCGGAAUCUUUAAGAAUCUUCUUAAUAUUACCUUUGUAUCACGGUUUUGCAGAUCCCAUUAAUCGUAAUUUAUUGCAUAAACCAUUUUGCAAAGCUGUUUUAGCAUUAAAACCAGAGGUGCUUGAAAUUGUAUCUAAAUGGUGGGCGGAAGCACCAUCGCACUAUUUCGAAAGAUUAGUCAGAAUUCAUAAGUCGGUUGUUCUUCAGUACGUAAAAGAAUCGAAAACAACUAAGGUUGUGUCGUGGGAUACGACGCUUCAACUUGUCUUAGAUUUGUUACGUUUGUUGAACAAAUUGAAUAAUGAAGGCAAAGAAAGGAAUAUUGUGCCGUACGCUACGUUUCAUUUACCAGAAUUGAUAGAGUAUAUAGACAUUAGAGACGAUUAUGUAAAGUGGAUCGUAGAAAAGGAACAUUAUUCUUGCCAGAAGGUGUUCUGUAACUAUCCUUUUCUUCUCGACGCUCAAGCAAAGACCAUAUUGCUUGAAACGGACCAAGACAUUCAGAUGCAGUCAGCGAUAAACGAGGCUGCGACGAAUGAAUUGUUUUUGUACCAAGGGCUCCAGAAUAUUCAAUUUGUGCUGUUCAAUGUGUCGCGUGAGAAUAUAGUUCCAGACACUUUAUGGGAAUUGUAUAACUACCAUUACAAAGACUUGAAGAGACCUCUACGAGUGAAGUUUCUCAAUGAGGAAGCAGAAGACGCGGGAGGCGUUAAAAAAGAAUUCUUUAUGCUUCUGUUAAAAGAAAUUCUUGAUCCAAAAUAUGGUAUGUUUAAGCAAUACGAAGAGACCAGAAUCAUUUGGUUCAGCGAAGACUCUUUCGAGGAUGAGAAUAUGUAUUUUCUAAUCGGAGUCAUUUGUGGACUUGCCAUUUACAAUUUCAUUAUUAUCGAUUUACCAUUUCCACUGGCUUUAUAUAAAAAGUUGUUGCACGAGCCAGUCGGACUGAUCGACGUUAAAGAAAUGUCGCCAGUGGUCGCCAAGGGCAUGCAAAGCGUACUUGAUUACGACGAAUCAGAUUUCGAAGAAGUCUUUUGUUUGAAUUUCGAGGUUGUCAGGGAAGCGUUUGGUGAGAAAAGAAUAUACGAACUUAUACCAGGAGGUAGUAAAAUUCCUGUUACAUUGAAAAAUAAAAAACAGUUUAUUGACUUGUACGUAGAUUAUAUACUGAACAAAUCUGUUGAAGUUCAUUUUAAAGAAUUUCACAAAGGUUUCCAUAAAGUUUGCGGCGGACGAGUGUUAGAAUUGUUUCAUAGUUACGAAUUAAUGGCAGUGGUAGUAGGAAACGAAGAUUACGAUUGGGAGGAGUUGGAAAAGAAUGCAAUGUACAAAGGAGGGUAUACGAAAAACGAUCCCACGAUUCUACUGUUUUGGCAAAUAUUUCGUGAACUGCCUUUGGAAGAGAAGAAAAAGUUUUUAUUAUUUUUAACCGGAAGCGAUAGAAUACCUAUACAAGGCAUGAAAGCGAUCAAGAUUACGAUGCAACCAUUGGGCGAUGAACGUAGGUUGCCCGUCGCUCAUACGUGUUUCAAUUUACUCGAUCUCCCACGAUAUCAGACCCAAGAACGAUUACGAUACAAGCUGCAACAAGCUAUACAACAAACACACGGUUUUUCGUUAGUCUGAAACUUUUUUCCUAUUUAGUUGUACAACAUUUGCAUAAUACGGCGUAAAAUCUUAAUCGGAAUUUUGUUAUCUUACACCGCAAGAUUGAAUGAAUUGAUCCUUAGUAGUAAGAAUUUGGAGUAAUAUUAUUAUGCAAUGAAACGAGAUUGAACAAUUAACAACAGUACGCGCAACGAACGGGCUAGGAAAAGAAAAUGCAUCACUUUAGCGAGACACACGAUUUUAUAAAUACGAGUAUUAUAAACGAUCUAUUAAACGAUUUAUUUAAAACGAUAGAAUAUUUAUAAUACCGCAAAUGAAUUUGAAUUUAAAAAGAAAAGCAAGAUGAUUUCAGGGGAAAUUGUUAGCAAAUAAACUUCAAUCAAAGAUCAUAUUCCUGAUAGAUUAUUUUUUUAAUGAUUAAACGUACGAUUAACGUGUUAUUUUUAACGAAUAAGAUAAUCGCCCUCGAUGUACAUGUUUAAUACUUAUUUAAACGAUAGACCACGAGAGUGUUGAUGGUCGACUCUUAGCAUUUAUUUAUUAAUCGCGAGUAAAUGUUUCUCUUACCUUACUAUUUCAAUUAUAAGGUUGCAAAUGAAUAAAAAUGUGAUUUUUUUCAAGCAUUCACCACUAGCAAAGUUAGGAAAAUUUUAUUCACAAAUAACGGAUAAACAUUUGUAGAUUCGUUGAUAAACUGAUUUUCGCCCGCGGAUUUUCUUCGUUGUUUUUUCAAAAAAUCUGUUAAAAAAUGAUAAUUUUAAGAAGGAAACGCAAGCGAAAGUCAAUUAACGAAUUG
Messenger RNA from Colletes gigas, 4536 nucleotides. RefSeq names its product probable E3 ubiquitin-protein ligase HERC4 (gene Herc4). The transcript has 19 exons. The record is from RefSeq and is a predicted model, not a curated record. Bases 534 to 3758 code for a protein of 1074 amino acids. Gene Ontology annotation, molecular function: ubiquitin-protein transferase activity. NCBI's taxonomy places the organism in Eukaryota, Metazoa, Arthropoda, Insecta, Hymenoptera, Colletidae.